UUCGAAGUUGAAAGUGUUCAGUUUGUCUGCAGAUUGGAGCCACAAUGUCGUUCUUCAUCUGGAUAACGAUAGUCGCAACGCUCCUCAUAGUUAUUUGGUUCAUUUUGUACGCCCACAGAGUUCACACAGCCAAGAGGAGAGCACAAACUCUUCCUCCAGGGACUAGAGUGGUCAGAGCGAAUAACAAUACCGUCAUCUACACAAUCCCAACAACACAGCAAUUGGCAACGACUUAUCCCUCAAUUGGACAGACUUACAAUACACAAGGGACUACACAGAAUGGAACAACUCUUCCUCCAGCUUACGAUUUGCCACCAACUUACGAUCAAGUCGUGAUUUUGCCGCCAACAAGUGCUGAGACCACCGUCACCACUACCACAAGAACUGAAGUCCGGAGUUGAGGACAAGUGUCCUGGGAGCAAUUGAAGGAUCUGCGUUGAGUGAGAGAAAGGCAGCUUCUGUGUUUGAAGCAUUUUUAUUUUUGAAGAAAUAAUAAAUUUCACGUAAUUUCUAUUAUUUUUUUCUUAUAUUAUUCAUUUUUUUCUAUCCUUUUUUCUGUGUCUUUCACUUGCAUGUACAAUUUCUUGAGAUGAAAGAAAUCCCAAAGAAAAUACGAAACACUCUUUUAAUCACUGAAUUUUGAAAAUUAUUUUCAUUACUUUCACGCAAAAAACGUCCAAAAAAUGCUGCUAGAAUUAAACACUUUGAAGUGUACAUUGUAAAAAUAAUGCUACGUUUUUUUU
Phlebotomus papatasi is the source of this 743-nucleotide messenger RNA. RefSeq lists its product as uncharacterized. Bases 45 to 401 code for a protein of 118 amino acids. The record is from RefSeq and is a predicted model, not a curated record. The transcript has 4 exons. NCBI's taxonomy places the organism in Eukaryota, Metazoa, Arthropoda, Insecta, Diptera, Psychodidae.